AUGGGAAAGGAUUAUAUUAACAUCUGCAGUUUAACUACAACACCAAAAAACAGUGAUGGCUUUAGGCUAAAGUUUUUGGUUUCUCUUCGUAAGAGAACAUACUACAGCACCUCUGUAUUCGGAAGCUCUGGUGUCAAGCAUGCGAAUAUCCUUGAUCCAGAGUGUUUAAUGUGUGGAACGAAGAUAGUCACAGAUAAUGCAAUUUUUAAUUUUGGCUCUAUAAAACCAGAUGAAACUAUGAGCAAGGAGAUUGUCAAGAUUAUAGCCAAGGGAAUGAACAAGAAUUUUCUUCAUUCGGGUCAAUCUGAUCCAUAUGAGGAUGACCCAUGGUUACUGAACCUGAACAGAUGGGAGCAUUCAUUUCCUGAGCACUUUGUGCCCCAUUCAUUUGCUUUGGGGUUUCGACAUCCAAUUUGUGAUGCAGAUGUUCAGCAUGGAGUUACAAGUAGCUUACUUCAGAUGGCUGAGACAACAACCAGAGGCCCGCAGGAUGUCUCCAGCUCUUCUCCUGAUGAAAAUGAAUUUCCUUUCGGAUAUCCCAGUAACAUUUGUGAGGACGUGCCCGAUCAGAAGUACCUGUGCAGCAACUGCAAUAACGUUCUGAAGAAAGCGCUGCAGACGCUCUGUGGGCAUAGGUACUGCUCAGCCUGCCUCUCCUGGAUCGUACGAAACAAUAAAAAUCCGAUUUGCCAGAAAUGUAAAGAGGAAGAUCCCAGCACUUUAAGCGAGGGAAGCCUGUUGGCAGAAGAAAGGGCUUUUGGUGAUGCUGCCAUUAAUAAAGAGAUUUCUGAACUCAAAGUACACUGUGUGACCCUUGGAUGCAGUUGGUCUGGUAUCAUGAAAAAUUUUGAAGAGCAUCAGAGCUUAUGUGAAUAUGCUUUAAUCCCUUGCCACACUGGUUGUGGACACAUGGUGAUGAGAAAGAAACUUGCGGAUCAUUUGGAAAAUGGAUGUGUUAAUAAUGUGACGAUGUGUCGGAAGUGUAAGCGGAGCUUAUCCAGUAGUGAAUACCAAAACCAGUCUACACCCUUAAUCAACAAGGAUGGAUGUCGUUUUUCAGAAGUUGGCUGUUCAUUUAGGGGAAGCAAAGAGAAGAUAAAGGAGCAUGAAAAAACUGCAGUCGGCGCCCACAUGCUGCUUCUGCUGCAGCACAUAAAGCAGUUGAAGGCAAACUUGUGCACUGCUGCCAAAGCUGCAAACGGCUCCAUCCCGCAGUCAGAGCUGAACGUGAACGAUGCAGGAAAAAGCAUCUCUGAUCUGCACAUCCCAACGGGGCUGGAAAUCAACGGGGAUGUGGAAGUAGACUGUUUUCCUGGAUCUUCUGUUCCUGAAGAUGGAUCUGUUCUGCAACAACUUGUGAAGGAGAAAGUGAUUUCUGAGCUAGAAAAUAAGCUACAUGUGUUUGAGAAUAUUGUGGCAGUGCUCAAUAAAGAGGUGGAGACCUCUAAUGUGGAAAUCACAGCCUUUCGGAGACAGAGCGAACUCGAUCAAAAUAUAAUACGAGGCCUCGAGCUGAAGAUUGCAGAGUUGCACCGGUGCCUGACGCAGAAGGACGCAGGCCUGAGCAGUCUUCAUAAGAGUCUUCUGUUCUCUGAGCAAGCUUCCUAUGAUGGGGUCUUUCUGUGGAAAAUAACAGAUGUUGGCAGGAAGUUACAAGACUCGGUGACGGGAAGAACAGUCAGUUUGUAUUCACCAGCUUUCUACACUGCGAAGUAUGGCUACAAGGUCUGUCUGAGGGUUUAUCUGAAUGGGGAUGGGACAGGAAAAGGAACCCACGUGUCCCUGUUCUUUGUUGUCAUGAAAGGAGACUACGAUGCUCUGCUCCCAUGGCCGUUCAGACACAAGGUUACAUUUAUGUUGCUCGACCAAAACAAUAGGGAACACAUUAUUGAUGCAUUUCGGCCGGACUUGACCUCUGCUUCAUUUCAGAGACCGGUGAAUGACAUGAAUGUUGCAAGCGGCUGUCCCAUGUUCCUCCCUUUGUCCAAGUUACAGUCACCUAAAUAUGCUUAUGUGAAAGAAGACACGCUUUUCCUUAAAUGCAUUAUAGAAACAAAUUAG
Molecule: messenger RNA, 2061 nt
Organism: Opisthocomus hoazin
Lineage: Eukaryota; Metazoa; Chordata; Aves; Opisthocomiformes; Opisthocomidae
Source: RefSeq, a predicted model, not a curated record